Cetraspora pellucida is the source of this 2721-nucleotide messenger RNA. Lineage: Eukaryota; Fungi; Glomeromycota; Glomeromycetes; Diversisporales; Gigasporaceae. The record is from the annotation of a GenBank genome assembly.
AUGGAUCCUACCUCUACAGCACAAUCGUUAGUAUACGGUUUUGAUGAGCUUAAUUCAAUAGAUUUAAUAAAUGAUGAAUUAUCCGUCAAAUUGGAUGAAUUGUCAUCUUUAGAGGCAUUACAUAGAUUCGCAUUAUUAUUUCCAACUCUGAACGGAGAUACAAAAGCACAAUUACUUAGUAAUCUUCAGCGACUUCUUUACAAGGAAGAAGACAAGGAUGUUAAGAAUCUUGUUAUUAUACUAUUGGAAAAAUUAAUACAUGAUCAAUCUAUCGAUCGUGUAAAAAUACUUGAUGUUUUAAUUAAUCAGAUCGAAAAUAUAAAAUCCCAUCUACCUUCAAUAAAUACUUUGCAAUUGCUUUGUGUGCAAGCAAGUAAUGACCUAACCGAUUUACAUUAUAGCAUCCGAUCUGUAUGUAUCGGUUUGCUAUCAACGUUAUUACCCAUAAUUAUUAAUAUGGAAGUGAAGGAUGGUCUGAGUAAUUUAAAUACAUUAGAUUUUAUGAAUGAAAUACAAAUUCGAAAUAUGAUUCUUCGUUUUGGAGAAGACCCUGAUCCAAGAGUUCGAACUGCUACAAUAAGGGCGUUUCUUCACCUACAUCAACGUGGUUGUAAACUAGAUUUAUCAUUAUACAACUUGUGCGUCACUUGUUUAACCGAUGAUUCAGAGGAAGUUCGUUUUGAAGCGGUUUUGAGUACCAUUUAUUCUCAAGAAAUGAGAAAUUGUGCAUUGGAUGAUGGUAAUUUUCAAAAUAUCCGAUUAUUAGAUGAUGCUUUUACCAAAAUUUGCGAUAUGGUAAAUGAUAGAUCUGUAAAGGUUCGAAGUAAGGCAUGUACUAUAAUGGGAAGUUAUCACCAAGUUGAUGGAUCAAUUCUUCUUGAAACAUUAAGUCAGGAGAUUAUUACUCAUGGAAAGUUUUGGAAGCCUUCUACUAGCCAUAGUAAAACCAAAAAAUCUAGGUUUAUUCCAACUCCUGAGGGUGAUUUAGAUGUAGAGUCAGCAGAAUUGCGUAUUUUGAAGUCUAGUGCUUGUGGAGCAUUUAUUCAUGGUUUAGAGGAUGCAUACCAGGAUGUUCGUAAUGCUGCAAUUGAUUCGAUAUGUCAAUUAUGCAUGCACAAUGAAAAAUUUUCAAAACGUUCAGUUGAAUUUCUUGUGGACAUGUUUCAGGAUGAGAUUGAUUUCGUACGGUUGAAUUCCAUCAAUAGUCUCUGCAAGAUUGGCGCACAAUAUCCCAUCGAAUUGGAUUCCGAAUUAUUGCAAAUUACACUUAGUGUACUUAACGAUGCUGAUCCUAGGGUUCGAGAGUCUACACAUGGAAUGUUAGGAGUUGCGAAGCUAAAAUCUUCUGAUUUAAUACCCAUUUUUAUUAAAUCGUUAUUAGCCAGUAUGACUAGGUAUCCAGAAGAUCAGUUGUCAAUUUAUCAAUGCUUCAGACGUGUUGGAUCAACACAUGGCGAUUAUAUUGAGCGUUUUGUUCCAAAAUUUUUCAAAAUAGAAUCAAGCUAUAUCUCCAAAGAAAUCAAUCAAAAUGCACCUGAACAUGUUGGACAUUUAAUUCUAGCAUUCAAUGCAUCAAUCUCAAAUCCCAAGAUAUUAUCCAUGCUGCCUUCAUACACUAGUCGACAUUAUGAGUACCUUCGUAUUAAAUUUCCACAAUGCUUUCCGGAUGUUAAGCUUCCUGGUGAAACUCCUAAACAAAGUAUUCAAUCUACAAACAAUGAUGAGCAUAUACAAUCAUUUAUGGAAAAUACAAUAAAAGCCGUUCUCGAAUUAAAACGUUUGUUCAAGGUUAGAGAUUUUAAAGCUGUAAUGCGGGGCAUCAAAUGCUGUAAAAGCAAUUUGAAAUAUAUAUCGCAUGUACCUUUGUUUUCUGGAAAUGCUAAAUUCUUCUUAAAGUAUUUAAGCUGUAUAAAGGCCCUUAUUAAAAUUAAACAAACUUACAUAGGAGUAAAUUCUAUAAACUCUGAGACAGAUACAGCAAUAAAUUUGUUAACACUUUCUUAUAUUAUGGAAUACGGCUUUCUGGGGCUUGAGAGAGUUUUUGGUUAUGUUGUUAAUGUUGUCCUUAGAUUUUCGACUCACAGUCAAGUGACAUCUAUGAGCCAACAAAUGCUCCUGAACUCCUUUAACAAACGUGUGACAGAUGUGCAAAGACAAUUCGAAGGACAUGAACCUUUGAUAGAUGAAAUGUCUCGUGUUCAAAAAAAACUCACGCAAGUCACGAUGGAACCUACGAUCAUUAAUAUGAUAUCUUUAUUUGAUUAUAUCUUGGAUUUCAAUAUUUUGGAAAUUGGUCUCAAUAAUGCAGUUAAAUGUUCUGAGGCUACGAUAAUACGACCAGUUUCCAAUCCAGCUCCAGCUCCUCCGAAAGAUUUUCAAUCUCAAUUUCCUCUCACAAUUAAUGUUGAAGCGGAAGUUAACAACGUGGAUGAUGCAAGUACAUUGGCUGUUCAGAUAAUCUUACCGGAUCAAUCUAUUCAACAUUUUCGACCGUCAUCAGCUGACUUGGUAGUGACACGACCAAAUAAUUUUCAGUUAAAAACUCGAAUUGAUAUUUCUCUAAGCGCUUGGACAGGUCCAUCUUAUAUCCAGCUCAAGAUAGUUCGUGACUUUCAGCCUGAUAUUCCUGACUUGGAUAAGCAAAUAAUGCGAACAGAAAGUACAUUAGAUCUUUCAGAUGCAAUUAAAUUUUAUAUAUGGCCAAAAGAUUCGUCUAAUUGG